Molecule: messenger RNA, 1394 nt
Organism: Orbicella faveolata
Lineage: Eukaryota; Metazoa; Cnidaria; Anthozoa; Scleractinia; Merulinidae
Source: RefSeq, a predicted model, not a curated record
AUUAAGCGAUUGAUCACGAAUUGGGAUCAAAAAUGACAAAGCAGACUUAAAAGUAAUUUCCUUGCAAUAAACUACAAAUCCCAACGCAAUUCGAAACGCCAUUAACUUCCUCCGCACUUAGAAAGCUCUCCCUCAUUAGAUUAUAUAGUUAAGGCUGUAUGCUUGAAAGAGAAAGUACAACAGGAAUUUUGUUCGGCAGAUUCGAUCAUUUGAGGUAUUAAAACGCCAACUGACACAACAAGUCAACCACGAAGAACCAAGGGGCCUGCCUCCAGAUAAGAUUAAAUAUCAGAGAAAAGGGUGGACGAGACUUGCUGCAAUGAAAAUGAAGAUUAUUUCAGUGGUCAGCGUUCUCCUCUUGGCAGCAUGCGCAGUAUCGGGUAACCCGCUCAGCCAACCCAAGGAAUCAAGGGUCUCAGAUGACUUUGUUCACCAGAAAAGGGCAGUCCUUGAGAAUUAUAAAAGUAUGGGUUGUUACAGUUUUAAGAAACUGAAGAUUCUGGGAAUCUUUCGUAAAUCCGCUUACAAGAAGGUUAAAGCCUCGUCAGGAACAGGCCUCGAUAAGUGCAUUCAAAUGGCACGUGAAAACGAUUACGAAAUCAUUGGAAUCCAGAAGAUAGGACGAAACAUUUUUUGCCGAAAGGGGAACGAAACGCAAUGGAAGCCGAACGCCGCUAUUCCUACACUGAAUCCAAAGAGAUGCAAAGCAAAUGUGGGGUCAAGAAAGUCCAUCUUCGUUUACCGGCAAAGUUUAGCCACGUGCAACGUCAGCGACAAGUCAUACAACCAUGGAGAUACUAUCAUUCUUCAUAACAUUACUUACCCUAUUGAUCAAGCCUUGUGUACGAGCUGCCUGUGUUCUGCGGGAGAUAUUACUGACUGUAAUUCUUACUAUUGCGACAUCGGCCUGGGAGGUCCACCGAUAGAAGUCUGCGACAACUGGGUAACCGGUGAAGAAGGAGUAUGCUGCCCUCGCUGCGGUAAGAACAACAAAAACUUGCCUGGAAUAAGUUUAAAAGAGUGUUUCUACAGGUGACCCACGGUACGAGACAUGCUUGUCCGCUCUGAAGAUGGACGCCCAUUUUCAGACGGUAGGGUGGCAGAUGGGAAGGAAAUUUUCCCAGGGACAUCGACCGCAGGAAUCCAACACAGGGAAAAGAUGGCUGCUGUAAAUUUUCUUACAAUGCCUUGUAAGCCUGACACAGGCAAUAUUUUAGGCAUAUAGAAAUUCCCAUUUUGAGAAAAACUUGUCUCCGCAUUAACAACAUUGUGUAUGUUAGAUUUGAAGCUUUAGAACUUUUCUAUGCGUUUUUGCUAACAUAGUUGGGUUUUAUGCGCUAAGAGUUAUGGGUACUUGUACAAGUAGCCAUCUUUUUCUGUACGGUAAAUGACUG